Molecule: messenger RNA, 327 nt
Organism: Ostreococcus lucimarinus CCE9901
Lineage: Eukaryota; Viridiplantae; Chlorophyta; Mamiellophyceae; Mamiellales; Bathycoccaceae
Exons: 1
Biological process (GO): endoplasmic reticulum to Golgi vesicle-mediated transport
Cellular component (GO): nucleus; TRAPP complex; cytoplasm
Source: RefSeq, a predicted model, not a curated record
CUGGACGCGCCGAUGCGCGAACUCGUCGUGCGCGCGGCGCUCGAUUUCGUGGACGAACGGUCGUGGGAGACGAACGCGACGUACCUGCGCGUGGUGGAUCGAUUCAACGACGUCGACGCGCACGCGCACUGCGCGCCGACGCGCGCGCGCAUGGUGUUGCUCACGAACGGCGCGAGGACGAGCGGAGGCGAGGAAGCGGUGCGAGGGUUUUUCGGGGAAGUGCACGAGGCGCUGGCGAUCGCGACGAUGAAUCCGAUGCUCGGCGAGGACGAGGCGUUGGGGAGCGCGUUCGACGAGCGAGCGCGGUCGGCGGCGGCGCGGCGGUUG